UGAUUUUUUUCCUCAGAGAAGGUCAGCCUGGGGUUGCUAUGGAGACAGGACGCCGCAACCUGUAUAGCCUGUAGAACCCAGAAAUUGAUUGCUUAGGAGAUCUCAGCAAAACUCCGUAUUGCUCCUUUCCUUCCUUCCAUAUCUUCACUCUCCCUUCAGCCAGAAUCUUUAUUUUUAUUUUUGACUCCUAUGGAAAACUCUCCUUCUCUGAAGCAAGAAAAAGAAAACCAAGAGCCAGAGAAAGCAGAGCAGCCAUGGGAAGGAGCGUCAGCAGCUUCUCCCCAGGAUCCUGGUCCCUCGUCACCUGAGUACCGGGAAGAGGAGCAAAGGUCAGACACUGAACCCCAAUACAGAAUGAGCCCCUCUUGGGGCCGCCAGUCUAGAGCCAGCCCGUCUCUGGAAGACCUCACCGGACCAGGAUUGCGGUCCUCCCCUCCUCUGCUUCCUCCGGAGUCUCAUUCCGUUCCUUUCCUGACCGCACCUACACAGGACCCUGUAACUUCAUCACAGGCAGGGAGGGUCCUGAGUGGGAUUCUUGACGACGCUGCGACACCUCAUUCUAAUCCUUGGGAACCAUAUUCUGUUGCAAGACAAUUAACUUCUCACUACACGAGCCAAGCAGAGGGAAGCACCUUCCCACGGUCUCCGCCACCCCAGCCUGACCUGUGUGGGCCAGGGGAUGCCAGCCCUAACAAGUCCAAGCCCAGCGGGCUGAGAUAUGACCUUCUACAGGAGGAAGAUUCAAACAGUAACUGUGACCCAGACCAGACCGAGUUUAGGGCCGAUGAAGCAGCCCCCAGUAUGCUUGAGGUGGCCAUUCAGAAUGCAAAGGCUUACCUACUGAGUACCAGCAGCAAGUCUGGUUUAAACCUAUAUGAUCAUCUUUCUAAUGUGUUGACCAUGAUACUAGAUGAGCGUCCUGCAGAUGCUGUUGACAUCAUUGAAAAUAUAAGCAAAGAUGUAAAAGUGGCCCAUUUUAAUAAAAAAUUAGAUACACUCCACAAUGAAAAUGAGAUGCUUCCAGCAUAUGAAAUAGCAGAGAAGCAGAAGGCUCUUUUUCUUCAGGGACAGUUGGAAGGAAUUGAUCCAGAACUGGAGGAGGAAAUCGCAGAAAACUCUCUGCCCAAUGUGAUGGAGUCAGCUUAUUAUUUUGAACAAGCUGGAGUUGGCUUGGGGACAGAUGAGACUUAUCGGGUGUUUCUUGCCCUCAAGCAACUCACUGACACACACCCAAUCCAAAGAUGCCGCUUCUGGGGCAAGAUCUUGGGUCUGGAAAUGAAUUACAUUGUCGCUGAAGUGGAAUUCCGCGAUGGUGAAGAUGAAGAAGAGGUGGAAGAGGAAGGCGUAGCUGAGGAGAGGGAUGAUGGAGAAAGUGAAGCCGGGGAAGGUGAGGAGGAUGAAUUACCAAAGCCCUUGUAUAAGGCCCCACAGGCUGUCCCUAAGGAAGACAGUAGAACAGGUACAAACAAGUACGUCUAUUUUGUUUGCAAUGAGCCUGGAAGCCCGUGGGUGAAGUUACCAUCAGUUACGCCUGCACAAAUUGUUACUGCAAGAAAAAUCAAGAAAUUUUUCACUGGGCGACUAGAUGCGGCCAUCAUAAGCUACCCACCCUUCCCAGGAAAUGAAAGCAAUUACUUAAGAGCCCAAAUUGCCCGCAUUUCAGCAGCGACCCAUGUCAGCCCUCUAGGAUUCUAUCAGUUUGGUGAAGAGGAAGGAGAAGAAGAAGAGGUGGAAGGUGGUCGAGAUAGCUAUGAGGAAAACCCCGAUUUUGAGGGCAUCCAAGUGGUUGACCUGGUGGAAUCUCUAUCCAAUUGGGUUCAUCAUGUGCAGUACAUUCUUCCUCAGGGUCGCUGUACUUGGUUCAAUUCUAUACAAAAAAACGAGGAAGAGGAAGAGGAAGAAGAUGAAGAAAAAGGAGAGGAGCCUGACUACAUAGAACAGGAAGUGGGGCCUCCUCUUUUGACACCAAUCUCUGAAGAUUUAGAUAUUCAAAAUAUACCCUCUUGGACAUCACGGCUGUCCUCGAAUCUCAUUCCGCAGUAUGCAAUUGCUGUCCUUCGAUCCAAUCUUUGGCCUGGAGCAUAUGCCUUUUCCAAUGGCAAGAAGUUUGAAAACUUCUACAUCGGCUGGGGUCAUAAAUAUAGUGUGGAGGGUUACACGCCCCCAGGCCUACCACCAGUCUAUCAAGAGUAUCCCAGUGGACCAGAAAUUACAGAAAUGGAUGAUCCCAGUGUGGAUGAGGAACAGGCUUUCAGGACUACACAAGAGGCCGUGGUCCAUUCAGCUGAGGAGAGUGAAGGAACUGAGGAUGAAGAUGAGGAUGAUGAGGAUGAUGAUGACUAGCAUAAAAUCAACUCAGUCUUAUGUGGCACUCACUCACACACACACACACACACACACACACACACACACACACACACACACACACACGCAGGAAUCUUCUAUGGGGAACUGAUUUUAUAUAUACAUACAUAUAUAUUGGAAAUACAGAUAUGUUGGAGGUGAUGGUACAAAGUAUCAUCCCUUUAAAGUUAUCAAAUGGGGGAGGGGAUGUGGAGACAUGGCUCAGUGGUUAAGAAAAGUUUUGCCCUUGCUGAGGACAGUUCAGUCUCCAGCACCUAAGUCAGGUAGCUCCAGGAAUUCCUACGUCUUCUUCUGUCCUCCAUGGGUACUACUGCACAUGUGCAUGUGUGCUUGAACACAUCAAAAUCAAUUUUUUUUUUUUUUUGGUUUUUUGAGACAGGGUUUCUCUGUGUAGCUUUUGCGUCUUUCCUGAAACUCACUCUGUAGCCCAGGCUGGCCUAGAACUCACAGAGAUCCACCUGCCCCUGCUUCCUAACUUCUGGGAUUACAGGCGUAUGCCACCACCGCCCGGCUUUCAAAAUCAAUCUUUAAAAAAUAUUUUAAAAGCAAGAUGUGGUGAGACACACCUUUAAUCCCAGCACUUGGGAGGCAGAGCCAAAAUCUCUUUUAGUCCAAGGCCAGCAUGAUCUACGUGAGUUCUAGGACAGCCAGGGCUACAUAGGGAGACCAAGUCUUGAAAAUAACAAAAAUUAAAAAAAUAAUAACAUAUGAAAUUGGAGACUUCAUAUAUAGAACUGUCAGCAUUUACAGAAAGUUGCCCAGUGGAUUUUCCAGAAGCUCAAGUGAUCAUAUCACUGUUAUAAUAGCUAUAAUCAAAGUAAUUAACACUUAAGUAGUCUUGAUUUGAAAAGAUCUCAUUUUUUUUUCUUUUUUUUUUUUUUUUUUACUCUCCUGGACAGGCUUUCCCUAUAUAGCUCUGGCUGUCCUGGAACUCACUUUGUAAACUAGGCUGUCCUCAAACUCACAGAGAUCCACCUGCCUCUGCCUCCCCAGUGCUGAAAUUAAAGGUGUGAACCACAGUGUUGUUUUAUUUUACUCUUUUGGAGGGCCCACCACCCAGCUCCCAAAUAAAUCACACACAGAGGCUUAUUCUUAAUCAUGAAUGCCUGGUCUUAGCUUGGCUUGUUUCUUGUCAGCUUUUCUUAACUUUAAAUUAUCCCUUCUACCUUUUGCCUCUGGGCUUUUUACCUUUCUCUAUUUCUGUAUACCUUUCAUUAUUUCUUACUCUGUUGCUGGAUGUGUAGCUGGGUGGCUGGCCCCUGGAGUCUUCCUCCUUCUGAGGCUUUCUUCUUUUCUCCCAGAUUUCUCCCUCUAUAUAUUCUCUCUGCCUGCCAGCCCCAUCUAUCCUUUCUCCUGCCUUGCUAUUGGCUGUUCAGUUCUUUAUUAGAUCAUCAGAUGUUUUAGACAGGCAAAGUAUCACAGCUUCACAGAGUUAAACAAAUGCAACAUAAACAAAAAUAAUACACCUUAAGAUAAUAUUCUACAACAAUACUCAAAUUUAAUUUCUAAUAUGGCAAACACUGAAAGAUACAAUUCACAAUGCUUCUUGGAAAUGCCUAGAUUUUGAAUGUCAAUGGAUAUGGAAUUAAAACAUUGAUAACCAGGGGCUGGUGAGAUGACUCAGUGGUUAAGAGCACUUGUUGCUGUGCAGAGGACCUGGGUUCAGUUCCCAGCAUCCUCAUGGUAGCUUAAAACCAUCAGUUCUAGGGGAUCCAAUGCCUUCUUCUGGCCUCUUUGGGUAACACACACACACACACACACACACACACACACACACACACACACACACACAAACUAUAGACAGGCAAAAUAAUCAUGCACAUAAAAGAAAUCCAAAAAACAAAUCUCUAACCAUUAACCUAAAGCAAGUAUUUAGCCUCUGCCAGAACUGGAGUAUAUAUUCUUAAAUCUGUAGCUACUUAUGUUGGAGCCAAUGGUACUGUGUGCAAAUAUUGUGCAUGUGCAUCUAUCCUCUUUUUGGGUGAGUAUUAUUCACAAUUCCAGAAAUAGAGUAAAAGCUGUACAGUAUUCAAAUUUUAGAGCUUUUGUUUUCCUCAACUUCCCCAUCAAACUUCUUGUUCAUCAUAAACUAGUUGGUGGGAAAAAAAUUUACAGAGAUGGGAGGUAAUGAUAUCCAGACACUUUAGACUUACAUGCUCCCACUCUAAAACAUUUUCAUUCAUUAAAAAGGAGCUUGAAACUUUA
Messenger RNA from Peromyscus californicus insignis, 4569 nucleotides. It is a transcript of the gene Rsph4a, whose product is annotated as radial spoke head component 4A. Gene Ontology annotation, biological process: cilium movement involved in cell motility; cilium assembly; axoneme assembly. Lineage: Eukaryota; Metazoa; Chordata; Mammalia; Rodentia; Cricetidae. The transcript is spliced from 6 exons. The record is from RefSeq and is a predicted model, not a curated record. Bases 190 to 2343 code for a protein of 717 amino acids. Gene Ontology annotation, cellular component: axoneme; radial spoke.